AAUGCACUAUGCAAAAACACACACACACACAAACAACACAGAGAGAAGAGAAGAUAGCACCAACUCCUCAUCUCCCUCAUUUACCCUUCCACCCUCUGUAAAAGUGCAUGUUUGUACUCACUUUCUUGAAUCUUCUCACACAUAAAAAACACACAAAUUAAAACCCCACACCAAGAACUUCCCAAAACCCCUCCUACAAUGGCCAAAAGCAGAAACCCCAGAAACCCAAAACCAAAAAAACACCAAGAAAAACCCCAUUCAUGGGCAGCUGUUCGAAGCCUCUUCACCUGCAAGUACCUCCAGGUACAACACCACCAGCACCUGGUACACCUCCAACAACAACCUCAAGACACCCCCAAAUCCAAGAAACACCCCAAACAACAAGACACAACAUCAUCAACAACAACAACAGACGAAACAAACAAGAAGCAAUGCAAGAAGAAGCUGAAAUGCUCAGGCUCCCUCUGCAGCAUGCAGAAGCCAGAGAUACUCAUCUCUUCAUCUCCCAACAAGAAGAGGGCCGCCGCCCAUCUCUCCUCCUCAGAGAGCAGUGAUGCCUCAAUCACCAGCAGAUCAAUGAAAGCCACUACCACCAUUAACUCCUCUUCAUCCUCGUCCUCUUCCUUCCUCACAGCCCCCUCGGCCUCCCCCUCCGUCUCCGGAUCCUUCAGGAGCAUGCCGUUUAGGAAGCUCUCCGGCUGCUACGAGUGCCGGAUGGUGGUCGAUCCCGUUCUCGGCAUGACAAGAGAUCCUUCCUUGAGGAAUACCAUCUCUUCUUGCCCACAAUGUGGCCAGGUUUUCAUGAAACCUGAGAAUUUGGAGUUGCAUCAAGCUGUUAGGCAUGCUGUGUGUGAACUGGGAGCUGAAGACACAAGCAAGAACAUAGUGGAGAUUAUAUUCCAAUCAAGCUGGCUGAAGAAGAAUAUCCCAGUUUGCAAGAUUGAUCGCAUAUUAAAAGUCCAAAAUACCCCCAAGACCAUAUCCAAAUUUGAAGAGUAUAGAGACACCAUCAAGGCCAAAUCCGCCCGCCUCCCCAAGAAGCACCCGCGCUGCGCAGCCGAUGGCAACGAGCUCCUCCGCUUCCACUGCACCGCUCUGAUGUGCUCUCUCGGCCUCAACGGCUCAUCCAAUUUGUGCAACUCCAUCCCCUCCUGCGCCGUCUGCAGCAUCAUCAAAAAUGGCUUUAAGGUCACCUCACAAGUCUCUUCAAAAGGUAUAUUAACAACUGCGACUAGCGGAAAGGCGCAUGACAGCUGUUGCGUGGCUGCGGAUGAGGGGAAGAGGGCUAUGUUGGUUUGCCGAGUGAUUGCCGGCCGGAUAAAGAAGAAUCCGGAGGGGAAUGUGGAGGACUAUGAUUCCGUAGCCGGAGCCGUUGGAGUUUAUUCGAAUUUGGAUGAGUUGUAUGUUUUUAAUCCAAAGGCUAUAUUGCCAUGUUUUGUUGUAAUCUAUAGAGGUUUUUAAUAUAUGAUGGAUCUUAGAGCAUUUAGCUCAAUUUUCUAUCUAUUGUUGGAUUUUAUUGUA
Salvia hispanica is the source of this 1521-nucleotide messenger RNA. RefSeq lists its product as uncharacterized. The record is from RefSeq and is a predicted model, not a curated record. Lineage: Eukaryota; Viridiplantae; Streptophyta; Magnoliopsida; Lamiales; Lamiaceae.